AUGCAGAAAUACGCCAAAGUAUACACUUUCAAAGUCAUUACAAUUUAUUCUCAGAUGUUUUGUCAAUAUAGCUUUAACAUCAGCAGUAAUAGUCCUCGAGGCAUCCUUGAACAUUCAGCAACUACAAAUACCAUCACAACGGCCCUCGCGGAGACGCCGACAGGUUUUGGUGGAAUCAAAAUUCUUACUGCUGGUUACAGGAAAUAUGAUCCACUUCCAGAUUAUACAGGAAUUAUCAUUCCUGAGAAACCCAAAUUGAGAAUUGUUGAGAGAGCACCAAACUUGCUUAAGGUUAGGCGACAGCCCAAGAAUUUACGUGACAUCCAAGGUCCAUCUACAGAAGCCACUGAAUUUACUGAAGGAAAAUUUGGUAUUUUGGCUAUGAAUGGUGGCUAUCUCCGCUGGAUUCACUUUGAAGUUAUGCGUCUAAGUAUUAAUCGGCACAUGAAUUCCAAGACUAUGUUUGCACUGUGGAGAGUCCCUCCUCCUUACAAACCCAUUACUCGCAAAGGGCUCGGACACCGAAUGGGUGGUGGCAAAGGUGCAAUUGAUCACUAUGUGUCAGCAGUGAAAGCAGGUCGCCUCAUAGUGGAAAUUGGUGGGCAUUGUGAGUUUGCUGAGGUGAAACACUUCCUCACUCAAGUAGCCAAGAAACUGCCUUUUGAAGCCCAAGCAGUCAGCAGGGAAACCCUUCAAGAGAUGCGGGACAGAGAAGAGGAGAGGCAGCGUAAUAACCAGAAUCCAUGGACAUUUGAGCGCAUUGUUACUGCCAAUAUGCUGGGAAUACGGAAAUAUCUGAGCCCUAAAGACUUACAGUACAAGGGUCGCUACUGGGGAAAGUUCUUCUUGCCUGACAGGGUGUGAGUGGAAACUUUUGGCACCUGAUCUGCUGCAACCAUUCUUUGAAAACUUUGCCUUUCUCAACACACAGAUUGGUGGGUGAAGAAAUGAGUGGCUAUAUAUCUGGAAGUCCAAUAAGUAUGGAGGGCGAUAAUGAUGUAGAACUUGGUAUAAAUAAACUCAUCAUGGAAGUUUUUUACAGUGUUUGAUAUUUUGACCUUCAUAUGAGAAAUUCUGUGCAUCUUUGAUUUGCAAAGAGGUGGUACAAAAUUCUCAAAAUCCAGUUAAAUAUUUGGAUGUGUCAAUAGAUAUGCUGGACAUUUUAGAACAUUUUAUGGGAAUUAUUUCCUAUUCACAAAAUUGUUGCAAUCUUUCUCAAUAGAGAUUUACCAGACAGUAAACCAGUGAAGUACUUGCUACCCUUCCAGCACACCCUUUUCAUUGAAUGAGAGUGCAUUUCCAAGCACAAAGCAGUGAUUAUGGCUGCUUAUCAUUUGUAAUGGUAUGUGGGAAUGACAUGCAGCCGAGGCAAGAAUCUUCCUCUUUCCUAAGGACAUAGCCACAUCCUUCAUGCCAUUAUUAUUUACUACAAUAAAAAUGUGUCUGGAAUCAAUGUAGAAGUAAAAAUAAGGUGCCAUUUGCUGCUGCUAUUUUUAUAAUUAAAUUAUAUAAUUAUAUUUAUAUAAUUAAAUUAUAUAAUUAAAAGACUAACAAAUACUAGUCAGAUGGUAUAGGCAGCCUUUAAUAAAAACUGGACCAUUGGGUCAUUGUUUCAGAGAUAUUUCGUUACCUAAACAAACAGAAUGACCACAGCAAAGAAAAUCAAUGGGAGCAGCAGCGAUUUCCAAUUUCCUGUCAACUUCCCCAGUUUCCUUAUGGGACAUUGGCAGAAAGCAAGGGAAAUCUUCUUCCCUCCCUCUCUCCUCUUUCUUUCCUCCUUUCUGCCAAGGUCUCCAUUGACUUAAUAAAAAAUAGGUACUAUAUGGGUUGGGGAAAGGGCACAUGUGUGCAGCAUGGAUGAGUAAGAGUAUAUCAGAAUGUACAAGGAUUGCUCAGUAGGUUCAGGAGUAUGUGUUGAGGAGGAAGCAGAGAGCUGUAUGAGGUGUUACACAGGACAGGAAGGAUGCAUGAGGGUGCUGCAUGGAUUGGGAAGUGUGUGUGAGGGUGUAUGAGAGGUGCCACAUUGGUUUAGGGUAUGCCAUGAUUUAGCAUAGGUUGGAGAGGGUGCACAAGAGGAGGAAUCAGGGAGGGCAUGGGGAGUGUGUAGGUUGAGCAGGGUGCACAAAAAUGAGCAGAGGCACCCCCACAAGUUGGGGAGUGUGUGUAGGAUGCAGCAUGGGUCAGAAAGGUUGUGUGAAUGAAUGGUGUGGCAUGAGCACAGAAAGGAAUGGGGAGAUUGUAUAGAUGGGAAAUGUACCUGAGCAAUAUGCGACCUCUCCUGCCUGCUUCCCUGUUCCUGAUAUUCUCAGGCAGCAUCCUACAAGCAAGGACAAGGUUUGUGGGAAAUUGGCAGGGAUCAUGGACAAUUAGAUUGAGUUUAUACUUCCAGCUGGCUUCGCCACUGACUUGUGGGAAGUUGACAGGGAGCAUUGGAAAUGAUAAUAAUGCAGCUGGUUAUGACAACACUAAGUCGCCACAUUUCAAUCCCACAGGAGUCAUUUGAGUCCUGGGUUUUGGACACAUUCUGUUAGCCCAUGUAUGUUGAUUCAAAAAUUGUUGUCCUGUGAUGUAUCACUUUGCCCAACUGAAUAUUACAAACAAACACAACGGUUUUAGUAGUAUGUAGAUUUUUUUAAAGUGUGCAUUUAGACCCAUCCCUGCUGUAAAUUUAGAUGGAAAGAAGUUACUCCAGUAUUUGGAGCUGAACUGGGAAGAUCUUAGGAGAUUCUAAGACCCAAAUUUGUGUGUUUUUUUUCAUAUACUACUGUAUCUGAGCAAUUCUUUUAUGACUUAGUCCAUCACACAUGAUUCUAGAUGAAAUAAACUUUUUAUUCAGGAGGAUUCCUUUUAACAUCUAUGCUUUUGGAACGGUAGCAGAAUAACUUAAAUCUGGAAUUACUAGAAUAGUUCAUUAUAUAGUACAAAUAUCUCCCUUUCCCUAUCUAGUGAUUAAUUCAUUCCAAGGGGAAAAUAGGAGAUAUUUACCCAAAUGGAAACUAAAUGGGUAUCAUUGGAACAGGACAAAUGAUAAUAUGCUAAUAACACUCACUCAUCCUAACCACAGCCAUGAUCCAAAGCAAUAAAUAUUACAUGCUUGAAUAAAUACGUUUUAAUUCUUUAAAUAAAAGACAAACUUUUUCUCAGUAUAUAAGAAAUAUAUUAAGUCAGUAUGUAAAAAUAUGUUGAUACAGUUGAUGUCCAAAUAAAUCUUCAUGAACAUUAAAAAGCCUUGCCUCCACUACGAUGCCUGCAGCUUGGGUCAAAAUUUGCCAUCAUACCGUUAAAUGAGCUGGAAAUAUAUACAUAUCUGUGACUGGAAUCACAAGAUUUAAAAAGAUUGUUCUGGAUAUUAUUCAAAAGGGGAGAAAAUAUGAGACAGCUCUUUGUCCAUGUCUAAUUUCAUUUCAUUGUAGCUAAGAAAGUCUUGGAAGGAGUCUUGGAACAAGCCAUUUCUUUUGACAUUUGACAUAGCACAAGCAGAAAGUACAGCCAGGGAAAACACCUCACAUUUAACAGCAAGGAGGUGCAUAUAGAUUUUGACAGCAAAGGUAAGGCAGGGGAAUAUGUAGCUUGUCAUCUUCCAUAAGAAUCAUUUAAAAUGUCUCCCAAGAAUUGGGUUUCAAUGCCAAAAAGUUUACACUGGGCAGAAGGAGCCAGUAUAACUGGUAAUGAUGUCCCAUAAAAACCUAAGCAUUAGUGUUGACCAACCAAUCAAGAUUUAGGUUGGUUGGCUUUUGGUAGUUGUUAUAAAAAAACCCUUAUGUUCUAACGUCCACUUCCCCCUUCCAAGCUGAAGUUUCUAAGCAUUGCUCUAUUCUGGCUCUUCUUCCCCUUUGUACCAACUAAGACGUUUUGAUAGGUUAAUUAUUGGCUAUGACAUCUCCAAAACUGGAAGAACAGGAGAUAAAGGAGUGGAAAAGCCAAAAUCAUCUUACAGAUCCAUCCUGAAAGAAAAGAGAAGAAAAAUGAGAAGAUAUAGAGAUCAUCAGUGGGGUCUGAGCAUAUUAACCAAAAGAGAUCCUUGAAGUUAUUACCCUAAUAUGUAGAUAGUUUGCCUCCUGUCAAUUAGAAUAAGUUAUCUUUAUUUUUUCAUUUGAUUAAGUUUAAGAAUAUGAUAUUUAACCUCACUUACCUAGAUUGCAUAAGCUUAUUUAAGUAGAUGGCUAUUUUUCUGUAAACAAUUAGUUAUUAAGGAGAAGUAUCAGGUGAAGCAUUUUCACCACAUCUAUGCAUGCACUAGUCUAGGUGGAAAAUAGAAAUACAGCCCAACACAACCACAAUUUGGAGGAUCCCAAUUGCCCUGGUUAAGGUGAUACCACUAAGCUGCUAUAUUCGCAUACAACUUACCUGAGACAAAUGGCAAAGUAAAGGAAUGAGUAUUCACAUAAAGAAGCUCCCAAGAGUAGAAGCCAGGAUAAUGACGAGGAUGAUGCAGCAUAACAUAAUCAUUAUCUUCUUCUGCUCAGCAAGAGGAAA
This is a messenger RNA of Thamnophis elegans (Western terrestrial garter snake), 4476 nucleotides long. It is a transcript of the gene MRPL16, whose product is annotated as mitochondrial ribosomal protein L16. NCBI's taxonomy places the organism in Eukaryota, Metazoa, Chordata, Lepidosauria, Squamata, Natricidae. Bases 1 to 864 code for a protein of 287 amino acids. Gene Ontology annotation, molecular function: rRNA binding; structural constituent of ribosome. Gene Ontology annotation, biological process: mitochondrial translation. The transcript is spliced from 5 exons. Gene Ontology annotation, cellular component: mitochondrial large ribosomal subunit; ribosome. The record is from RefSeq and is a predicted model, not a curated record.